AUGUCUGUUUCUGGCGCUUGGCUAAUUGCCCCAUCAAUUGAAUCACCAGUCUCGAGCCACAUUGCUCUGGGGAAUAUCAUCACCGACCCCCAUUCGCCUGACAGUCCCCUCCAGCGGGUCAGACCCGAGGACUUGACCAGCUUCCCAACGACUGAAGACGAAGAUCCUGAAGGCAACUACUCGCUUACGUCUGCACUCGAAUCGACUUUGGAGCUGGACCUUCGUCUUCUAGUGUUCGUGCUGUCGUUCCGAAGAAGUCCCCGCCAAUUCUCGGACCAUAGCGCAGUGGGCCUACGGACGCGCAAGCUCGCAUCGACUUUCCCCUGGGUCGAACUCAGCACUUUACUUGAGCGACAGCCGAUCCUUGGCCACCUGAUCUCCGGCAGGCCAGUGUACAUCGUUUCCGGGAUCAUGAUCGCGAGAAAAUUUCGCCAUCGCUUUGCGAGGGACCGGCAGUCCCAGACGAACCUUGGAGCGAGGGUUGACGGGCUUUUGGUGGCCCCAUCCAUGCAUCUUGCGGGGGCUCUGGAAACCCCCGAACACAAAGCAACCGGCACCGACCAUGAGCGCAACAACAUCCUCCUUGCCUAUCAACUACACAGACUCACCCUCGACCAGGAAGGCCGGACUCAGACGCAGAUUCACCGCUCGCCAGCAGCAUUUGCGUCGGUCGAUGACGACAGGGCUAACAAUGGUGAUGAGGAUGAAGAGACUGGAAGUGGUCGAGGUCUGGCUGUGCGCAUUGAUGAGAUGACCUCUGAAGACUGGCGUGCCCAAGGUUGGCAGAUCUUGCUAUCUGCGUUGGAGGAGACCGAGACCGAUACCGAGACCGGAAACUAG
Molecule: messenger RNA, 840 nt
Organism: Aspergillus japonicus CBS 114.51
Lineage: Eukaryota; Fungi; Ascomycota; Eurotiomycetes; Eurotiales; Aspergillaceae
Exons: 1
Coding region: 1-840 (279 amino acids)
Source: RefSeq, a predicted model, not a curated record